CAAAAAAAAAACCUUAGCUAUGAGGCCCCGGCUAUAUAUCUGGAACCACUACUCUAUCGUCCUCCAUUCCAUCAACAUAUACACAAUUCAAUCAAUCAAAAUGCAGGCUUCCAUCUACUUGCCUUCAACAUCGUUCCUCUCUUUGCCAUCUACCAAAGCCUCAAGUUUCUCACAGACAUUAUUGUAUACUACUACACUUACCAGACGUCAAAUUUGUCAAACAUCAUCAUCUCUCUCAAAUUCAAUCAAGGCAGCACCAUCUGACAAUAAUUCUCAGUUCGAUUACAGCUCCAUGGCCUCAUCAGUUUUCCCAGCAGAAGCAUGUGAGACUCUAGGUGGUGAUGCUUGUGAUGUUGAGAUGUUCCCGGAGACCAAGAUCAAACAACAACCCAACCCCAAAAUUGAUCCUCCCACUUCAGAACAAGUUGAUAGAGAGUAUCUCGAGUACAGCAGUACCAACACGGUGUUUAUUGCAGAGGCCUGCGAUGAUCUUGGAGGGGAGUUCUGUGACCCGGCGUAUCAGAGUGGAGUUAACUAAAUCAACAUCAGUAUUUAAUUCUCAAUAUUAUAAAUUAUAUAAUCAACUGUGGGAUUUGUCAUCUUUUGAUCGGUAGAUUCUCAAUAUUAUAAAUUAUUAUAAAUUAUUUAAUUCUCACAGCCUUAUUUCUCGUUUGUGUUCUUGCCCACCUUUUUAACUUUCUCCAGCGACCGGCUCCUAACUUUGAAAUUGUGUGUUAUAUGAGUAUAUCACUUUUGUUAACCU
Messenger RNA from Lactuca virosa, 763 nucleotides. Lineage: Eukaryota; Viridiplantae; Streptophyta; Magnoliopsida; Asterales; Asteraceae. The record is from the annotation of a GenBank genome assembly.